Molecule: messenger RNA, 877 nt
Organism: Rhipicephalus sanguineus (brown dog tick)
Lineage: Eukaryota; Metazoa; Arthropoda; Arachnida; Ixodida; Ixodidae
Product: estradiol 17-beta-dehydrogenase 8
Exons: 4
Coding region: 107-853 (248 amino acids)
Molecular function (GO): oxidoreductase activity
Source: RefSeq, a predicted model, not a curated record
UUUUGCUCGAUCGUCUGCGAGGAACAGGCGCAGUGUUUCGUGCCUCAGUGGUGGUUUACGCCUCUACCGAAUAUCGCACCCAGCUCCCCCUGUUGGCAGAGUGAACAUGUCACUGCGCGGUCGGCUAGCCGUGGUGACCGGAGGAGCAAGCGGCAUAGGCAAGGCCACUUGCCACGUCCUGGCCGCCCAAGGAGCCAGCGUUGUCGUCGCCGAUCUCAACUUGCGCGCUGCCCAGGCCGUGGCGGCGGAGCUACCUGACACCGCUACCCACAGAGGAGUUUUCGUGGAUGUCGGUGACACAACUUCGGUGGACAAACUGUUUGCCGAGAUCAAGGACACUGAGUCGCUUCCCGUCAGCAUCUUAGUGAACAGCGCUGGCAUUGCCAAGCAUUCGCGACUUGUUGACACGACGGACGAAGAACUCGACCACGUCAUUGGGGUCAACCUGAAGGGUACAUUUGUAGUGUCAAGAGCCGCCGCACGGUCCAUGAUCGCCUCCGGCGUCACCGAUGGAGCCAUCGUGAACCUCUCGAGCAUCGCAGGCGUGACCGGUAUAGCUGGCAUGUCGGCGUACACUGCCUCCAAGGGGGGCGUCGUGGCUUUGACCAAGGCGGUGGCUCAAGAGUUGGCACCGCACGGCAUCCGCUGCAACGUAGUGGUACCGUCGCUGACGGAGACCCCGAUGAUCGGCGCGCUGCCCCAAGAGGCCCAGAGAACGCUAAUCGAGCUCACGCCUUUGCGCAGAGCGGGCAAGCCUGAGGAAGUGGCCGAGGCGAUCCUGUUCCUGUGCUCCCCGAACAGUUCCUUCGUGACCGGAGCUGCGCUUGAUGUCAUGGGUGGAAUCCUGCCAUGAGGUCUCUGCCCGGCUAUGAUGGCA